CUCACCUAUAGUUUUAAAGGAGUGAACUCGUGUGAGGGAUGAUCCAGUGUGGAUAGAGCUGAGAGCAGAGUUGAGGGAUGGGAGCUCUGCGCUUGCUCUCACCACUCCAUUUCACACACUGUGCAUAUGGGGAGAGGAGGACAGAAGUGACAGGGGCACGAGCAAGGGCGAGGACAAGGAGCAGUGCCAUUAGCCCACUUCGCUCAUCCUCUCUUCCUCUGAAACACAGUGAAGGAGAGAGCAUAACCCCGCGUUCCCAAGAUUUCAAUAUGUGGUAUUUGGACGUGGUAGCAAGCGCAGAGCUUGCUGACUACGGUCCUGUGAGGGGCACCAUGGUCAUACGACCCUACGGUUAUGCCAUCUGGGAAUUCAUCCAGACUUAUUUGGAUGCUAAAUUCAAGGAAACUGGUCACUCCAACAUGUAUUUCCCCCAGUUUAUUCCUUAUUCCUUUAUCGAAAAAGAAGCCAGCCAUGUAGAGGGUUUCAGUCCCGAGCUUGCUCUGGUUACUAUUGGAGGUGGGAAGGAACUAGAAGAGAAGCUUGUGGUACGACCAACAAGUGAAACUAUUGUAAAUCACAUGUUUACUAAAUGGGUGCAUAGCUAUCGGGAUCUUCCUCUAAUGAUCAACCAGUGGGCAAAUGUCACAAGAUGGGAAAUGCGUACCAAACCAUUUGUGCGAACACUGGAGUUCUUGUGGCAAGAAGGUCAUACAGCUCAUGCCACAGAGGAAGAAGCAGAGAAAGAGGCUCUGCAGAUGAUUGAAGUGUAUCGUAAAUUUUCCUAUGAACAAGCAGCUAUACCUGUUAUAGCUGGCCGCAAGUCCAGGGCAGAGACAUUUGCUGGUGCUCUUCGCACCUAUACAAUUGAAGCAAUGAUGGGUGACUGCAAAGCACUGCAGGCUGGAACUAGUCACAGUCUUGGGCAAAAUUUUUCUCUUGCAUUUGGUACUCAGUUCACUGAUGAAAAUGGACAACAACAACAUGUAUGGCAAACUUCUUGGGCAGUGAGCACACGUAUGGUUGGUGGCAUUAUCAUGACUCAUGGUGAUGAUCUAGGAUUAAGGCUUCCACCUAGAAUGGCUCCAAUACAGGUAGUAAUUGUUCCAAUAUGGAAGAAGCCCGAUGAGAAAAGAGGAAUAUUAGAGGUAGCAUCUAUCCUAGAAAACAUUCUUAAGGAAGCUAGCAUUCGGGUUAAAUUAGAUGACUCAGACCAAAAGACUCCAGGAUGGAAGUUCAACUUUUGGGAAAUGAAGGGGGUGCCUUUAAGGAUUGAAAUUGGUCCACGUGACCUCUCAAACAAGACGGUGGUUGUUUCAAGGCGAGAUGUUCCAGGAAAACAUGGCAAAGCUUAUGGAAUAUCCAUGGAGUCAUCAUUUAUAAAAGCAUAUGUAAAAGAAAAACUGGAAGAAAUACAAUCAGCUCUUUUGGCAAGGGCUAUAGCAUUCCGUGACAGCAACAUUGUUGAUGUAAAGUCUUAUGAAGAACUCAAAACAGUUAUUUCUGAAGGAAAAUGGGCACGAGGUCCUUGGGCCUCAGGUGAUUUUGAAGAAUUGAAGGUGAAAGAAGAGACAGGAGCAACAAUAAGAUGUUUCCCUUUUGACCAAUCUCCUGGAGAGAAAGUUUGUUUCAUGACAGGAAACCCUGCAAAUGAAGUUGCUAUCUUUGCGAAAUCUUACUAAUAUGUUCUUUUCUGUGAAUUGGAUUUAUUUGUUCCCAAUUGUCAUACAUCUGUAAAUCAACUAUAUAAUAUCAAGAGAUGCACAAAUCAUUUGGCAUUAUAUGUUUUGUAAUCUCCCCCCUCCUGGUUUUGGGCAUUGUUAUUUCCUGUUUAACGUACUAAGGUGUUAUAAUUUUCAGGAAGUCAUCUGAUUAGUUUCCCUUUACUGUGGCGCUAUAUGGUGGUAAUGCUGCAUUUGGUGGUGCUCUAUCCAUUUGCAAGAGUAAAGGAAAUCUUGCAUUUGGGUCCAUCGAUAUGAAAAGCACUUUUUUGGUUCGCACAAUUUACCAUGUGCUUUGGAAUGUAUUCAUUAAUAGAAGUUGAGAAGAGGGCUCUUGUAAUCUGUUUAUUACUACAACAAAUAUUUAGAGUUUUGCUUUCUUCAUAGUUCA
Molecule: messenger RNA, 2109 nt
Organism: Cryptomeria japonica (Japanese cedar)
Lineage: Eukaryota; Viridiplantae; Streptophyta; Pinopsida; Cupressales; Cupressaceae
Product: proline--tRNA ligase, chloroplastic/mitochondrial
Exons: 11
Coding region: 78-1679 (533 amino acids)
Biological process (GO): prolyl-tRNA aminoacylation
Cellular component (GO): cytoplasm; chloroplast stroma; aminoacyl-tRNA synthetase multienzyme complex
Molecular function (GO): proline-tRNA ligase activity; ATP binding
Source: RefSeq, a predicted model, not a curated record